Brassica rapa (field mustard) is the source of this 1250-nucleotide messenger RNA. Its product is annotated as cinnamoyl-CoA reductase-like SNL6. The record is from RefSeq and is a predicted model, not a curated record. Gene Ontology annotation, molecular function: oxidoreductase activity, acting on the CH-OH group of donors, NAD or NADP as acceptor. Lineage: Eukaryota; Viridiplantae; Streptophyta; Magnoliopsida; Brassicales; Brassicaceae.
UGUAAUAAUAGUACACCCACCUUUCUCAUAUGUACUACUUCCAUUCUCCUACCUCUCUUUCCCACACGUCUCUCCUCAUCUAUAAAGACAGAUUCAAUCAUCUCUUUCUCGCUUUAAGAAAAACAAUAAAUCAGAACAGAGUGAUGAAUCAAGAGAAACCCACUUCUUGUUGCUGUGUUCUUGAUGCUUCCACUUAUGUGGGUUUCUGGAUUCUCAAGAAAUUGCUCACCAGAGGCUACUCUGUUCGUGCAGCCAUCCGUAAAAAUGGGGAGAGUAUACUCGAGGAGAAAAUCAGGAACAUGCAAGCCACAGAGGAGAGAUUAGUUGUUUACGAUGUGGAUGUGUUGGAUUACCAGAGCAUCCUUGUUUCUCUCAACAACUGUAACGCUGUGUUCUGUUGCUUGGACAAUCCUGAAGGGUACGAUGAGCUGGAAGUUGAUUUGGAGGUGAGAGGAGCGAUUAAUGUGGUGGAAGCAUGUGCAAGAACAGAGAGUAUAGACAAGAUUGUCUUCUCUUCUUCACUAACUGCUGCAAUUUGGACAGAUAACAUUGGAACUCAAAAAGAUGUUGAUGAGAAGUCUUGGAGUGAUCUAGACUUUUGUCUCAAAAAGAAGCUAUGGCAUGCUCUGGCCAAGACACAAUCUGAGAAGGCGGCUUGGGCACUAGCCAUGGACCGUAUGGUUAACAUGGUCUCAGUUAACCCAGGGCUCAUUGUUGGACCCUCAGUGACUCAACACAACCCUAGACCCACCAUGUCUUUCCUGAAAGGAGCUGCGCAGAUGUAUGAGAACGGUGUGUUAGCCUACGUAGACGUAGAGUUUGUAGCAGAUGUUCACAUUCGAGUUUUCGAGGAUACUUCGGCUUGUGGUAGAUACUUUUGCUUCAACCAAAUUGUAAAUACCGAAGAAGAAGCUCUCAAACUUGUGGAGAUUCUAUCUCCUUUGAUUCCUAUGCCACCAAGGUAUGAGAAAGAGAUGCAAGGAAGUGAAGUUUAUGAAGAGAGGUUGAGAAACAAUAAACUCAACAAGCUGGUGGAAGCUGGCUCUGCUUGUUAAUUAGAUGGAGAUAGUACAAUGUCAUAUAUAUAAACUCAAGAGAAACAAAAAGAUACAUAAUAUGUUAUCAUGCAUAAGCAUAGUUUAUUUUCUCUCUUUUGUCUUUUGCUUGUAUAAUCUCAAUUCAGUAUAAAUAAUAUUUUAUUGUACCCUUAAAUUGAAAAAUAUGUUGUAGAAAAAUGAAUAUUUAUUGUC